Metschnikowia bicuspidata var. bicuspidata NRRL YB-4993 is the source of this 1015-nucleotide messenger RNA. RefSeq lists its product as uncharacterized. The record is from RefSeq and is a predicted model, not a curated record. Bases 118 to 639 code for a protein of 173 amino acids. The transcript has a single exon. NCBI's taxonomy places the organism in Eukaryota, Fungi, Ascomycota, Pichiomycetes, Serinales, Metschnikowiaceae.
UCGAAGAGUGGAAGUCAAAGCACGGUGCAAUUUCGGAAAGUCAAAAUCAAAGCACGGUGCAAUUUCGAAUAAUAGAAUCCGAAGCAUGGUAAAAUUUUGAAAAGUGGGGUUCAAAGCAUGGUGAAUUUUGAAAAGUGGAAGUCAAAGCACGGUGUAAUUUUGAAAAGUGGGGUUCAAAGCAUGGUGAAAUUUCGAAAAGUGGGGUUCAAAGCAUGGUGUAAUUUUGAAAAGUGGGGUUCAAAGCAUGGUGUAAUUUUGAAAAGUGAAAAGCACGAAGCAAUUUCGAAAAGUGGAAGUCAAAGCACAGUCCGAAGAGUGGAAGUCAAAGCACGGCACAAUUUUCGAAACAUGAAAGUCAAAUCACAGUUCGAAGAGUUCAUAUCAAAGCACGGUGCAAUUUACCAGGGUGCACUUCAAAAUAGCUUUGAAAAGCGGGAAAGCAUAAAGUGGUCGAGAGGGAUGGCUAAGCAAUGCGCCUCAGAAGCAUAUCCUGAGAAAUUACAGAAUCCCUGGGGCACCAGAAAAGCACGAGUCCCGUCUCGCCGGGCUUUUCAGCAUGAAGACAUGAAUCCCACCCGAAGAGCCACGCUUGAUAGACCACCUUUUUGCAGGCUGCAGAUCCGUGCUUGGCUUCCAUGAAAUCCGCUACAAUUCUCCAUCCCUCAAGGGCUCGGAAAUGGCUCCAGCAAAUAAUUGGAGGAACAGGCGCGCAGGCAUACCGCGCAUUAUUUCCUCCCCAAUAAUUUGCAGCUACUGGUUCCAACAAGAUUGUUUCAUUCUAGAGCCGCCCUGUCCUGACCCCACUUGCAGUGCCGCUUCAGCCCUCGAAAUCAUCACCAAAACACAGAACUCCCUGCACCGCAACAUGUCAUCCCAGGACUUGAUUUUAGCGCUUACCGUGGCGCGUGUGGCCAUCAGAAAGAAGAUCUCCUGUGACGGUACGUGAACUCCCCCCAGAUUCGCUUCAUGCCCCCAAUGCUUGGCUUCUUGAUUAAAAAAAAUACAUCUGUGUACC